Zychaea mexicana is the source of this 602-nucleotide messenger RNA. RefSeq lists its product as uncharacterized. Lineage: Eukaryota; Fungi; Mucoromycota; Mucoromycetes; Mucorales; Lichtheimiaceae. Bases 30 to 308 code for a protein of 92 amino acids. The record is from RefSeq and is a predicted model, not a curated record. The transcript has 2 exons.
GGUUUUUUCCUAAUUAUACUGUUUUAUUAAUGAACGUAGUAACAAGUGUAGCUCGGGAAGAAGACGUCUUUUUGCUAAUUCUCUCGGUACGUUUCUUCACGCCAUUUUUGCGUACUGAAAUCAAAAAGUUUAGUACGCAUAUCAUUUACAUAGUAUCAGUUUUAGAGAAGGGUUGUAUGCAUAUCGUGCGCAGGUUUAUUCUAGCUAUUGCUGCCUGCUUUACUACUGUAUACCAAGGCGUUUCCUUAAAAAAACGCAUUAUUUAUAGCUGCGAGAUUCGUCUUUUCAAUGACAACAAUAACAGCUGAAUAGAUUAAAUUACGUUUCUUAUGCUAGUAUCAGUUACAAAAAACAAACGUAUAUCUGAUAAGGCCAAUAAACUCAACGUCGUGCUGUCGCUGAUAUCACAGCAGGAAGUUUUUUUUCCCGCUCACCCGCGCGGGAAGGGUCAGUUCAAACCACGAAGAGGACUGCUGCGGGAAUAAUCGUCGGCUACUAGAAGCUUCCAGAAAGUCGCACGUCACGCUGAGUAUAAAAGACGAGCGGGCACAUUCCAAGCUCAGCAGGGCUCACAGAAAGGUAUAAAUAGGGGCGGUUCUUGG